AUGGCUGUUACAAAAGAGUCUUUGGAGGAAGUCUUAAGAGAAAAGUUGUCUGCAGAUUAUGUAGUAGCUACUGAUACUUCGGGCGGUUGUGGUCAAAGCUUUAACGUUAUUAUUGUUUCCUCGGUGUUUGAAGGCAAGACGCUCUUGCAGAAACACCAAAUGGUUAAUAGUGCCGCCAAAGCUGAAAUAGCUGCUUUACAUGCUUUCUCACAGAAAACCUACACGCCAGCUCAAUGGGAAGAGCAAAAUGGAACUUCUUAA
Molecule: messenger RNA, 261 nt
Organism: Paraglomus occultum
Lineage: Eukaryota; Fungi; Glomeromycota; Glomeromycetes; Paraglomerales; Paraglomeraceae
Source: the annotation of a GenBank genome assembly